AUGGCACCUCCCAUCUACGUCAAAGGAGGACAAUGGACGAAUGUUGAAGAUCAGAUUCUUCGAGCUGCUGUUUCCAAAUACGGUCUAACUCAGUGGGCUCGUGUGGCCUCGCUCCAACCCAAGAAAACAGCCAAACAGGCCAAAGCUCGAUGGAAUGAGUACCUCAAUCCAAGCAUCAAGAAAGACGAAUGGAGCCCUGAAGAAGAUGAGAAAUUGUUAGGUUUAGUGAAACUAUUGCCUAAUCAAUGGAGGAGCAUCUCCCCGAUCAUGGGCCGUACUCCCACGCAAUGUGUUGAUAGGUACCAGCAGCUUCUAGAUAGAGCUAUGGGGAACAAGGAUGAGGACGAAGAGCUUGACGAUCUUAAACUAUCCGGUCAUGGAAUUGAAACGCUACCGGCGUUGGGAAAUGCAUAUGAGAGUUUGCCAUCUCGUCCAGAUCUAGAGGACAUGGAUGAAGAUGAACUGGAGAUGUUGAGUGAAGCCAAAGCCAGGUUGGCCAACACAGUGGGCAAGAAGGCUAAACGUAAAGAGAGAGAGCGUAUGCUUCAAGAAAACCGCCGAGUCACGCUUCUAGAAAAGCGGAGGGAUCUCAAGGCUGCUGGUGUGAGGAUGAGUCUAGAGCUGAGGAACAAAAAGAAGCGGAACGACUUCGACUAUAAUGCUGAUAUUCCUCAUGAGCAUGCUCCUCCUCCAGGGUUGUACGAUACUACUGGUGAAGAUGCUGUGAACGAUAGGGAGCGUUUGAGCUUUCAGGAGCGGGUCAAGUUUAAAGGUGUAGAUGCACCAGAGGAAAAGGCUAAGAAAGCAAAACCAGAUGGUAGUGAGGAGAGGGCAAAGAAGAGACAGAGGCAAGAGCUUUCGGACGCUGCAAAGUUAUUUUCGGAUGCCGCUGACCAGGAUCUCAAAAGGAGGAAGUUGGUUCUACCUGCGCCAGGCACCACACAGCGAAAUGAAGAGCGGGUGAAGGAAUUGACUUCUGGGGCCAGCCUGGGCUCUUUGCGAUCAAGGGAGGAUCUGGUGUCCAAAAAGAGACUUUCGGAGCCGAUACAAAAGUCGUCUAUGAAAAGGCUUCGAGAGUUCAUCAAGUCAAUGUUUUCCAAGAUACCGCCGCCAAAGAACAACAUCCAGCCCAAGCUACCUCAGAUUGACAAGACUAUUCAAGCACUUGCAGCAGGUCUGGAUAUCGAUGAGGAUCUGGAAGACCCAGGCUCGAAAUCGGAGCAAUUCCGAACUCUGGCAUCCAUUCGUGGCUUGGCGGCUCCAAAUCCUCAUUUAUUGAAGGAGAUUGACCCCAAGCUUUCUGAGACAGAGAAGGCCAUUGCAGCAGACUUCCAGGCUCUUAUCAAAGCCGAUUACAAGCAAUCCGUCGAUACGACGUAUGAUGCAGAUUCUAUCACCCCGCUUGGAAAAACGGAUCAUAAAAAUGUUCUUUCCCUUAUUGACAUAGAGUUGAAGAACAGCAAGCAGGAAAAGUUACCACCAAGUGACUUUUCUCUCCCCAAAUCAAAAGAAGCAAAAGCCCAAGUACUUCAGACAAUCAAUGACCUUCAUGAAUCAUCUGACAAUAUAGAUGCUCAUAUCGAUCGGAGAUCAGCUGAAUACAAUGGCCUGGCUAGAGAGAAGUACGACGCCAUCGUCAAUUUGGCUCAGCAACUUGUCGAUGAAAACCAAAAUGUUGCAAUUUUGCAAAAAGUUUUGGAUCUUGAGGAGAUUGCUUUGGAGGAAAGAUCUGCACAACUCCAUGAUCUUGUGGAAUCAGUAGAGUUGGCCCGUUCUGAACUUUAG
Candidozyma duobushaemuli is the source of this 1785-nucleotide messenger RNA. It is a transcript of the gene CEF1, whose product is annotated as Cef1p. The transcript has a single exon. Lineage: Eukaryota; Fungi; Ascomycota; Pichiomycetes; Serinales; Metschnikowiaceae. The record is from RefSeq and is a predicted model, not a curated record. Gene Ontology annotation, biological process: mRNA splicing, via spliceosome. Gene Ontology annotation, cellular component: Prp19 complex; spliceosomal complex. The coding region runs from base 1 to 1785 and encodes 594 amino acids.